Molecule: messenger RNA, 434 nt
Organism: Paramecium sonneborni
Lineage: Eukaryota; Ciliophora; Oligohymenophorea; Peniculida; Parameciidae
Source: the annotation of a GenBank genome assembly
AUGUUUUAUGGCAAAAGAGGAAGUGAUUUAACAAAAUCCAAUAUUGAACUUUUCUUUUCUGAAAAAAUACAAAAACAAAUCUUACCUACUGAAUCCGUUGAAUCAUUAGAUAGCUUUCUACCCUAAUUUCAUUGCUCUAAUUAAGAGUAACUUGAAUGUGAACAUAGAAUAGUACUGUACUUAAGAGAACUUGGUAUAUAAUUUAAAACUGAUCCAAGAAAUAAAGAAUUAGAUUAUUAGUAUGAAUACUUAUAUAUUCAAGUGAGGAGUCUAAUAAAAAAGGGAUAGUUUUUUAGGAGUCUAUAGGUGAAUCACCUUAAUUGGGUCCACAAAAAAAUAAUGAUAUUUUUUAAAAUAAGAAAAUAAAUUUUGGAGAAACCAUACCCUGGUUAAAACCAUUGAUAGUGCGCAAAAAUUAAAGUAUAGAAUCAUGA